This is a messenger RNA of Candida albicans SC5314, 1719 nucleotides long. RefSeq lists its product as uncharacterized. Gene Ontology annotation, cellular component: nucleus; CAF-1 complex. Bases 1 to 1719 code for a protein of 572 amino acids. Gene Ontology annotation, biological process: nucleosome assembly. The transcript has a single exon. NCBI's taxonomy places the organism in Eukaryota, Fungi, Ascomycota, Pichiomycetes, Serinales, Debaryomycetaceae. The record is from RefSeq and is a predicted model, not a curated record.
AUGGCGUCACAGCUAGAAAUUAUUGAUUUGACUAAUGAAACCACUGAUUUAUCUGAGUUAUCUACUACUCAGACUGAACCAAUUCGUACUAAAAGAGUCGCCAGUCUGACGGUGGAAGUCAACAAUGAAGAAGAUUUAUCACCAACAAAAAAGUACAAAACAGACUCCAAGUCGAAUUCUGCUGAGGUAAAUCAGAAUAAAUCAACAGAAGAGAAAUCCUUGUCUAAAAAAGAAUUAGAAAAAGCAGAAAAGGAAAAACAAAAACAAGAGGAAAAGCUUCGUAAAGAACAAGAAAAGCUUGAGAAGAAAAGAAAGCAAGAAGAAGAAAGGGAAUUAAAGAGAAAACGACUCGAAGAAGAAAAAGAAUUGAAAAAGCAAAAACAAGAAGAAGAAAGAAGGGCAAAAGAGCUUAAAAAGGAGGAAGAAAGACUUCAAAAGGAAAAGGAAAAGCAAGAGAAAGAAAGGCUAAGAUUAGAAAAGAAACAAAAGUUGGAGGAACAAAGAUUGGCCAAGGAAGCAGAAAAGAAACGACUUGAAGAGGAGAAGAGAAAGAUCGAAGAAGCCAAAGAAAGAAGUCAAAUGAAAAUCUCUAGUUUUUUUCAAAUUGGACAGAAACGUAAAGAGAAAAAAGUAUCAUUGGACUCAUCUGAAACAGAUGCUACUAAAGCUACCCCUAAAUCGUUUUAUGAAACUGAGUUUUUACCAUUCUUUGUUCAAAAGAAUGUAAGCUUGAUGAGUAUUGACAACCAGGAUAUCCUGGGAUUCAAGAGUAUUCUUGACGACUUUAUAAAUGGAAAAUUGCAGAAAGAGCUGUCUUUCAAAUCAUAUCUUAGUAAAUUCACAAAAUCUUCUCCUUCAACUACCAACGACAUCACACCCGAAGAGAUCAUUAAUGCCCUAAACUCACCCACAACAACUGAAAACCAAGUUUAUCAAUUAAUUCAAGAUCUACCUCCUAUCAAGUAUAUUAGUUUUUAUGAAAACUCAAAGCCUCCAUAUAUUGGGACUUAUUGUUCGUUGGCUCAUCAAAAAUGCCGUGACGCUAUAAUUCAAAAUCCACUUGAUAAUGAGAUAACUGGUCUAGAUUAUGGCUAUGAUUCAGAUUUAGAAUGGAAUAAGGAGGAUGAAGAAGGUGAAGAUAUAGAAAAUGAAGAUGACGAAGAUGAUGACGAUUCAGUUAUGGGAGAUGAAGAUGACGAGGAAUUUGUGGAAGAUGAUCCUCAAAGCAAUAAAAAGAAAUUCAUUACCUUAACAGUGAUUAACAAAUGGAACAAUGAAGAAAACAGUCAAGAUUUCCAAAGUUUUGCUACUGUUAAAUUAGUAGAUAUAGCUGGAGCAAUAGAUCCCUUCCAUAAUUAUUGGGCUACUCAAAAUGAACCACAAGUUCAGGAAAUUUCAUCGACUCAGGAUUCAACGAAACCUGUUGCUAAUAUUUUAAUAAACAAAACAACUCCUACUGUGGGUACAUCUUCUAGUCCGAAUAUAUUGAUUGCUCAAAAGAAAACUAUCAAAGAUUCUCUGGUUUUGGCUGAUUUAAUAAAAUUUGUGGAAAAUAAUAAUGAUUUUACUAUUGGUACAUUGGUGGAACUAUCUAAGAAAGAGUUUAAAGAUUUUACUAAGGCAUUGAUUAAAAAUACAAUACAAGAGAUUGCAGUUUACGACAAAAAGUCAAGCAAAUGGGAAAUAAAAGCUGAAAUGAAAGAGAAAUAUUGUUCAUAG